Messenger RNA from Alternaria rosae, 2250 nucleotides. Its product is annotated as heterokaryon incompatibility protein-domain-containing protein. The transcript is spliced from 2 exons. The coding region runs from base 1 to 2250 and encodes 749 amino acids. NCBI's taxonomy places the organism in Eukaryota, Fungi, Ascomycota, Dothideomycetes, Pleosporales, Pleosporaceae. The record is from RefSeq and is a predicted model, not a curated record.
AUGAAGCUCACUCUAGACAACAGACAGAAGAUCUUCACAAGCGCUGUAAGGAUCGCACAUUCAUCUCAAGUGAACAUCUCACCCUGGGCUAACUACACUCAUCCCCAGCCUCAACACUUCGUUGCUUACACACCAUCCACCACAUUUCUUCCGACCAUGAGACUCAUCAAUGUCAUAACGCAGAAGCUAGAGGACUUUACAGGUCGUCCACCCCCAAAAUACGCUAUCCUGUCUCACACAUGGGGUACCGAGGAGAUCACCUUCAGUGAGAUGCAAUCUCAGCCUGAUACCAGGAAGGCUGGUUUGGAAAAGAUCCUUCUAUCCUGCAAUCAAGCUCGGAUCGACGGACAUGACUACAUCUGGUGUGAUACUUGCUGCAUCGACAAAAGCAGCAGCGCUGAGUUGUCGGAGUCUAUCAACUCCAUGUUUCGCUGGUACCAGGAAGCUGAAAUAUGCUACGCUUUCCUCGAAGAUGUUCAAGACGUCAAAGACCUUGCAUGCGCCAAGUGGUUCACGCGUGGCUGGACUCUUCAAGAACUCAUUGCGCCCAAAAGCUUCGUGUUCUUUAAUAGCGCAUGGCAAUACGUUGGUACCCGAGAGAAGUUGGCAGACGAAAUUGCGGAAACUACUAAGAUUCACAAGUCUUUUCUAAGCGGUUCUGUCAGCAACAUUCAUGAAGCGGGCUUUGCCAAACGAGUCGCUUGGGCGGCGAAUCGCACUACGACAAGGGAUGAAGAUAUCGCGUAUUGCCUCAUGGGUCUCCUCGAUGUCAACAUGCCGCUGCUUUACGGGGAAGGAGGUGUCAAAGCAUUUAGAAGAUUACAAGAAGAAUACCUCAAAGUCCAUCCGGAUCAGUCGUUUCUCGCGUGGCUUCUUCCUCCAGGUAAUGGAGGGCCAAGGGUCUCAGAUGGUGAACUUCUCGCCAGUCAUCCCAAAGACUUUGGACAGUGCAAUGGGAUAUCUCUGGCAAGUGAUGACGCUACUCCCUUCACUCUGAACAACAAAGGGCUGCAAAUUCGCCUACCACUAUUCCAGAACAGGAGUACCGAUGCCAUACGAAGUCCGGAGUAUUUCGCCAUUCUCGCCUGUUAUUCAGACGCGCAACCUGAGUAUCGUAUUCGCAUAUCCCUGCGUGCUGUGGAAAGAUCUGCCGAAACAUUUGCUUUCUUACCAAGUGGCGAGCACCAUCCUGUCUCGGCUGACGAGUUUGACGCUGCACGUUUGACGAACUGCUUUAUACUCAGAACACCACCGCCUUUGACUCCCCGGUUACUCUCGGUCAAUGACUUACCCGAAUCAUUGGUAUCAUGGAAACCAAAGAUCGUUAAUCUUAAUACUUGGACUUGGACUUGGGAUUGUCUAAGCAAGCCUGAAGGUUCGAAAACUCCAUUCUUCCGAGUGCCAAAUCAACGAGAGAAAGCCAGCUAUGCGGUCGUUCUUCAUCCUCCGUCUCCAUACUCGGGCCAUACGAGCAGUGACUGUGAGAACACAUCGUAUUUGAAGGUUCUGAUUCGAGUGGACGUUGGAUUCGAGGUGCGAUAUGAAGUAAAUGUACGCAUCCAACUCUUCCAUGUUGUCAAUAAUGAGAUCUCUCCAGAUUUGGAGGACUUCGCCAGCAUACCGUCCGCAGAGAUACUGUCGAAUUCGCGCUCUCGAACCAUUUCCAUACCUACCCAACUAUCAGAAACAAUCCAUGCAUCGGCCUCGUGGAAGCGUAAUUCGAGCCAAGACGAAUUGUCCGUGAAGAUCAAUCUGGCAUCAGUCGAUAGGCAUUGUGUGCAUGAACUGGGCACGCUUCCGAUGAAUGCAUUCAAGUCACUUCUCAGUAAAGACCCAUUGGUACAUGCUCUCUAUACAAUAAUAGCAAUACUGGCCUUGCCUACACUGCGUCCGUUUUAUCGAACCCCACGCACAGCGAUCACAACGGGUGCACCCAUCGUAUUCGUUUACUGUCGAUAUUGGAUGGAGAAGUUACUACGACGACAAAGUAUGGAACUAUAUUUUCGUUCACCAGUCGUUUUGUGGGUUUUUCUAACCGGUUAUGCAAUAUUCAUCGAGUACAAUGGUGAGCCCUCUUCACGAUAUAUGCCAGGCCUGAAUUGGCUGUAUGCGAUUUCGUUCGCGCUGAAAGUGCUAUGGGAUUUCAUAAAGCGCAUAGGCUAUGAAUCUACAAACAAGGAAGAGCUAUCAGCGGAGGAAUUAGACCCCAGCACUGGACUUGAAAGUCUGUUGUUAGAUGACACAAUAUGA